GUCAACAGGUGCGUAGGAGCACGUCGUCUCCUCUUUUCCUUUUCCCUGCCGUCGCUUUCGUGCUUCUCUUUCUCUUCAUCUCCGAGCCUUUUUUUGCGAAGGGACUCUCCGGUGACCACAACAUUUACCAAAGGGACAGGAUCGUUCGAUUUUCGCGGAUCAUGCAGUCCUGAGAGGAAGAAAAAUACAAAGAAGAAGAAGAAGCUUCUCCGGACACAUUUCUUCCUCCCUUUUAUUUUUCUUUGAAGACUGCUGUAAAGAAGAUUUAGGAAAUAUGACGAAAACGGCUAUGACGACAAGAAGACUUCAGACUGUCUUGCUGCUGCUUCUCGCGACCUUAGCAUUAGGCGCGUGCGACGGUGAGUUGCCGAAGCCGAGCUAUGCCCGGACGAUGCUGAAAAUCUCUCGAAGCCUCCCAGGCGAGACAGAGGAGCUGAAAGUACGCACGAGCGAAGGCAACCUAGCCACUCUGAUCGUCAAGCGACGAGACAAAUCGUCGUCAAUCAGUUUCGACAAUUCGAAACCAAAGCUUCCUCAAGAAGAGUCCAGCAUUACUGUAGAAAAGAAAAACGAUUCUUGGGAUGGAACCGAUGUUAAGAAGAAGAACGAAGUCAGGAGACUCGAGAAAGCUCAAGUGGAACAGAUCAGGGCGACGUUCUCCAAAUCCUUCGAAACUAAUAACGACAAUAUCGAGAGGAAUCAAUCGGCCAGCUUGAUUGAUUACGGCAAUUGGACGCCGCUGGACGUGGAUGGCAGAGCUCUGAAGCAGGAACAGUCGACAGAGGUGAAGGAGGAGAAGGAGGAGGAGCAGAAGGAGGUGGAGGAGUAUCGAAAUUGGAAACCACUGCAGACGAGCCUGAAUACCGCAGGCGAGGAGAGGACGAGUUACGACAGAUUCAAGGAGGCUGGAUUCGGCGGUGGAAUUCUGCUUAUUCGGCACUUUCAGGAUCGCAGCCAGAGGAAUCUUGAGUUGGAAAAUCGUGGCGACAAGGACGAGCGGGCCCUUUAUUACACGUACCUACCGCGUCAGUCCUGGCCAUUGACGAGGACGAACAUCGGCGCAAACUUGUCUAAAAACCGAGACGGCAAAGACGUACCGCCGGAGGUGAUCGUCAGAUCGGAGAUUAAUGUGAAGGCGGUGCCGAAGAGAUCUCCCAUGUCGUUAGACAGCGACGGUACACUGGUGGUUCACGGCACGAGGGUACCCGAUGAGCCCAUAGACAAGAUACAAACCUGGCGGAACGCUCGGGUUAUCAACAACAAGCUGAUAGCCGAGAGCAGCCCAAGUACCGAGUCCACCGUCGGGAUACCGUAUUCCAACGACAGCGCGGACAAGAAACUGAAAUUCGAGAAAUUCUUCAAGGAUAUCAAUCGAAGGUAUGGCCGCAACUACGACGAGGAGGGUCGCAACGUGUACUUCGAGUGGGAUCCGCGGAAUUACAAGAACGAAGCUCUGAAGGCAGAGGUGUACGAGGCGCGUAACGAGCAGUACCGUGCGAGCGUUCACAAGCGGAUGCUGCAUCCAGAGAGCGUUGUGAACUACCCGAUCUCCCAGCGUUAUACUUCCAAUAGCCAAAUGAUCGCGCCAGUGGCAUUGAAAUCGAGCGCACGAGCACCAGUUCUCCAGUACGCCCACCCCGAGUUGGGCGUGCAGCCUGCCAAGAUCCUGAAGAACGAGAAACGUCGGCCGGAUAACUUCCCGGAGAAUCAACAUUCUUUCACCGAGCAGCGUCACAAGAAGAAAUAUGUGCUCAACGACAAGAACAUCGUUGACAGCUACACCACGAAGAACUACUACCCUAACCAACACUUCUAUGGGUUGAAACGACCGAACGAGCCACCUUUCUGGGUGAAGAUCUCCGAGAACCUGAAGAACCAAUUCUCCACCGGCGUUGAGCGGGUCUCACAGUUCACCAGACCGGUAAUCGACCCGUUGGUGGAGGCCACCCAUAAGAUCUCGCAGAAUCUCGGCCUGUCGAAAGAGGCGCAAAACAAGAUCGGCACGGUGAGCCCCGGCACCAGCAUUCUGAUACCGGCUCUGGGACUCGUUGCGUCAGGCGCCGCACUCGGCAUAGGCGCGGUGGCGGUCGGUCGUUACCUCGACGUGGACGUUCUGAAACGCUCGGAUGACUCGAUCGAGCACAAGCGAGCCUUCGGGCUCGAGGAGAACGUAGCCACGCCGCAGACUCUGUAUCUUCUACGGAACGUCCCAACGUCGCAUGACGACGACAAAACUGAGGACGAAGUUGCAAACGACGGAGUAUUCUUGGUUCUCGAGGAGGACAAGCAAAACUCCGAGAGAGUGGAGAAUCGUGAGAGCAGGCAGCUGGUGGACGAGAAGCACUAUGUGGAGACUAGCGGACGUAGGAGGAGGAGCCUCGACUACCUGGACAUCUUUAGGGCGGAGAGCGACUUGAGGAACCUCGUACGCAGCAAGCGUUUUCAGCGCAAAGGCGCCGACUCCAUCAGCGAGAUUGUGGAAAUCGAUUUGCCUGGACGCGCCGAUAUCAGCGAGUUUUUGCUGUCGAGGAAGAUUAAGGAGCGGGGUGCGAACACCAUUCUAGUCGUGGAAGACGACGGCUCGAUCCCGUCGGAAAACCUGGAUCAACAGAACGCGUUGGAGAACACCGUGAGAGUCGCCGCAGCUGAUAACUCGCGAGACGCGACAUCACCCUCGUUGACGCAAGACGAUAGAGAACAUCAAUUAGGCAGACAACAGGUUAGCGAUGCUCUCUCGAUGUUGGGAAACGCGACUCUCGGGCGGCGUGAUUUCGCGCAGGGUACAGCCAUCAGCGAAGAGGUUGCUCAGGACGGUACGGACAACAGGCGACGAAAGCGAAGUGUCGACCAGGAACUGGAGGACGCGCUGCAGAAUCUGGAGAACGCGGAAGUAGCCGAGGUCGCUCAUGUGCAAGGCGACUGGACCAAUACACCCUGCGCUAAAAGGAUAUUCUGCGACACGAUGAUAGAAAGAGGCCCCGACGCCGCGGUGCUCAUGGAGAAAAAAAUGGAGGCGUUGCUGAGACUAAUCCAGCCUGGAGCAGUUGUUCACGUGUCCGGCCAUUUCGAGGAGGUCAUGCACGCCGUGAGGAGACACGACUGCUCUAGCUUCUUGUGCCCGCAGGCGCGACCGGGGAACGUCUUCUUCUAGACGCGGCGGCCAAGUUUUCAAAUUAAGUGAAGGAUAUCCGGUUUAAACGGGCUUAUGAAAGAGCACGAAGAGUAGCGCGUAAUGUUUACUGAGAGAAAAAAUAUCGAAAAAAAUAUUUAUUUAUUGGUUGCUAGUAAUAAUAUA
Molecule: messenger RNA, 3295 nt
Organism: Dinoponera quadriceps
Lineage: Eukaryota; Metazoa; Arthropoda; Insecta; Hymenoptera; Formicidae
Exons: 4
Coding region: 275-3151 (958 amino acids)
Source: RefSeq, a predicted model, not a curated record